Messenger RNA from Lepidothrix coronata (blue-crowned manakin), 1126 nucleotides. RefSeq names its product uracil phosphoribosyltransferase homolog. NCBI's taxonomy places the organism in Eukaryota, Metazoa, Chordata, Aves, Passeriformes, Pipridae. The record is from RefSeq and is a predicted model, not a curated record. The transcript is spliced from 6 exons. Bases 1 to 840 code for a protein of 279 amino acids.
AUGGAGGCGAUGCCCUGCCAGAACCAGCGCCUCGGCCCGCGGCCGCAGGAGGAGCCGCCGCCGGCCGCCACGGCCACGGCGGGCGGCGGCUCCCGGCUGAUCCGCUUCGCGGAGCCCAGCGAGGACAGCGGCUGCCCCAGCCCGGACAGCAGCAGCAGCAGCAGCAACGGGGUGGUGGCGGCGCCGCCGGUCCCCGCGGGGGAGGGCGGCGCGCAGGCCAUCGGGCCGCAGCUGAAGCUGCUGCCCAUGAACGACCAGCUGCGGGAGCUGCAGACCAUCAUCAGGGACAAGAAAUCCAGUAGAGGAGACUUCGUAUUUUCUGCUGAUCGUCUGAUCAGACUGGUGGUUGAAGAGGGACUGAAUCAACUGCCCUACACAGAAUGUACUGUGACCACUCCAACAGGACACAAGUAUGAAGGAGUCCGAUUUGAAAAGGGAAACUGCGGGGUCAGCAUCAUGAGGAGUGGUAGGUACUUGCAGCAUUUUCUGGUUAACACAUGCAGAGGUGAUGGCUUUCCAGUGGGAAAGGACAGAAUCACCAUUCAGUCACACACCAACAUUACCACAGGUAUGCUCAGACAUGUUCAUCAUCCAGGGGAAAAACCCACACAGUCUGUCCCUCUGUCCCCUGCAGGCACUGGGAACACUGUCAUCGAGGCUGUCAAGGUGCUGGUGGAACACGGGGUCCAGCCCAGUGUCAUCAUCCUGCUCAGCCUGUUCUCCACACCCCACGGUGCCAAAUCCAUCAUCCAGGAAUUCCCAGAAAUCACCAUUUUAACUACAGAAGUGCAUCCUGUUGCACCAACACACUUUGGACAGAAGUAUUUUGGAACAGACUGACAAUCUCAGAACAACUGGAUGUGACUCUAUGACACAUUACAAGAGGUUUUUUCUAUGUUUUAUUAUUGUUGAGUUGUCAAGGGCAUGUUUGGGAACCUUUCUGGCCAAAGGGGGAAAUACUUGACUUAGGUGAGUUCUGGCCUGAACAGGGAUCAAAGCACUCUGGUUACACGGCCAAGCAUCUCCAUGUUGGGGUUGUUAAACUGCCACACUCUGCUUUAACUUAUUUAUUCUUCUCUCUCUUGUCUGUGGCUGCCUGCAGAGCAAAUAAACCCACUAAAUCCCA